UAUUGCAAAUAUUCAUUGCAAUUUUCUAUUCUAUCUAUUUCUGCUGUAAAUUUUACUUUGAAACGACUUGUUAAUUUGCAUUUUAUUAUUAAAAAUGUCGUAUUCAACGUUCAAUUAGUAAUUUCGAUAGUUGUUCAAUACGCAGGUUAACAAGAUGCUACGAUAGAUGUCAGAAAUAUGCGAGUUUUCGUACGCUGAUUUCGCAUACUACGAAAAUUAUCACUCUUCGAAAUGGAUAGAUUAGAUAGAAACAAUAGAACCAGCGUUGAAUCUUUAGGUCGUUUCGAAUACGAUACUAAAGAACGCUUAGGAUUUGGUGCAUUUGCGAUUGUAUUCAAAGGAUGGCUCAAAGAGAAAGCUUCGAUCGAAGUCGCUGUCAAAGUUAUCGCCAAGAAAAAUAUUACAAAAACUCAAAAUUUAUUGGAAAAGGAAAUCAAAAUAUUGAGUGAAUUGACUAAACUGCAGCAUGAAAACGUCGUUGCUUUGUUAGAAUGUGUGGAUCAACCUACGAAUGUGUUUCUUGUUAUGGAGUAUUGCAAUGGAGGCGACUUGCAAGAUUAUCUGAAUGUGCAAAAAUCACUCAGUGAAAAUACCAUUAGAUUGUUCACUAGACAGCUAGCUGGUGCGAUGCGAGCCAUGAACGCUAAAGGAAUAGUGCAUAGAGAUUUAAAACCUCAGAAUAUCUUGUUAAAAUUCGAUCCAAAGUUUACCGCACGUGAUAGAAAAGGUUCGAGGAUGUAUCCGAGACCGGAAAAGAUCAUGUUGAAAAUAUCUGAUUUCGGAUUCGCUCGAUUCUUAACGGACGGAGUAAUGGCUGCUACUAUGUGCGGAUCUCCUAUGUACAUGGCACCGGAAGUGAUAAUGUCGCAAAAAUAUGAUGCCAAAGCUGACUUGUGGAGUUUGGGAACAAUAAUAUAUCAAUGUUUGCUGAGUUACGCUCCGUUCUGUGCAACUACUCCUGCCGGUUUGAAGAAUAUUUACGAGAAGAGAGAAAAUCUUGUACCUAGCUUCCCGGAUAGCAUAUCACCUGAUUUGAGAGAUCUCUUGACUCGUCUUCUAAAACGUAACUCAUCUGAGAGAAUAUCUUUCGAAGAUUUCUUCAAUCAUCCGUUUUUGAAAAAGACAUCGUCUCCGAUGCGUCCCAAACCGCUUCCCAGUCCUCCUCGUGAAUUAACAGACAAAAAUUACAUCGAAGUUCAAGAUGAAAAGAAACCUAGCGCUUUACCCGAGCCAACCAAAUGUAACCAGUUGGAGAUUUUCAGUAAUAAAUUCAGUUAUAAUACUGUUAUUAGUUCAGAAACAUCUGAUGAUUUUGUCCUGGUAUCUGCCAAUUUACCAACUGAUGAACAGUGUUGUGAAAUGAAUUCUAGUCCUCCUAGGCCUUCGACUCUACCGAUACAAAUACCAAAAAAUAGCUCAUCGCCGAAGAAAAUCGUUGAUCGAGAACCGUCUCCUGUCACCGUUGAAAGAUUGAAUAGCGUUACAACUAAUGUCAACUCGAUAUCUCCUCCUACUGUGCAAUUUGUUCUGGGCACUCCACCACUGAAUCGAAGACCUCCGGAUUCUCCAACGGGUGUAUGUACGUGUAGUGGAGGUUCCAAUAACACUAAUAGAAACUGGGCAAUUACUCCUACCGGAUCGCCUUUAAGACGUUCGGUUGUCAGCUCACCACUUUUGAGUAGUCCGUUUGUUUUAAUGAAUUCCAACAGUUUCGCUCCGAAGACAGCGUUCAAUGCGAAAGCUAUCACGUUACCUGAGAUUAAAAACAUUGGCACCAGUAUGGGUUUGAUAUACCCAGAAUUGAACGAAGGAAGAUUAUUCCAGAAAGAACAUACGGAAAUCUUGACGAAAUUGAAUUUCGUUAUGGUGUUGAUCGAAUGCAUUUUAGAAUGCGCUAAUCCGUCUCGUGAAAGAAGCGAAAGAUUAGUGUUACUCGUCAGAGCGCUUCAAUUGCUCAGUUGUGGGCUGACGCUGGCUACGAGUGAGUUGAAAUCUGGACGUUUACAGCCUUCGAAAAAUGUUAAAAAAGUCGUUAAACAGUUGAAUGAGAAAUUCCACAAGUGUUUAGAAGACUGUAAGAAAUUAAAUACUCCCAGCGUAUUGGAAAAAGUUAGCGCCACUGCUGAGAAAAUUUUAUACAAUUACGCCAUCGAAAUGUGCCAGAAGGCUGCUCUCAACGAAUUACAAAACAAUUUAGCAGAAUGUUUAAGAAGAUAUCAAGUAGCACAAAUUAUACUCCACAGUUUAGCUCAACAAAUCAAUCAUAAACAAGAUAAAGCGAUGUUAAGCAAAUAUCAAGCUGCGGUAGAAAAAAGGCUUUCGCUGUUGCAAGACAAACAGCAAUUUAUUUUCGAAAACAAUUGCUAUAUUUUAGAAGACGAGAAGAAUUCUAACAACGCGUUGUAGAAUUUUGGUAUUUGUUAUAAUUCGAUGCGAAGAAAAGCUUUCAUUAUUUUGCAUUGAUUUAUGAAUUAUUUUCAAACUGUACCAAGUUUACUUGACGUAGAAUUUUUUCUCAUUUAAUUUAUAAAGUAACGACAGCGUUAACAUUAUGUUAUCGUGUAUGUUCUUUGUGUACGUGUGAGUGUAUUUGAUAUACCUAUUUUAUAUACAUUAUGCCAACGCAUAGAGAACCUUUUUUUUUCAUCAUUUUAUGCUUCGACUUCUUUUUUUAUACUACAUAUUUUUGUGUUGUUUUACUGGUAUUCAUAUUGAUGGAUAAUCAGUAGUCGUUUUCACUUUUAUUAACGAUAUAUUUCACAUGAUUAUGAAUUUAUGACUGAUGAGAAAGAUAGAACCAUUAACGAGGGUGUCUACCUCUUUUUACUUUUUUUACCUUUUUUGUCUCUCUAACUUACUCGUAAAAUGAACUUAAAGAGAUUGUUUAAUCAAUAAAAUUAUUAUCAUGUGUUAA
Molecule: messenger RNA, 2914 nt
Organism: Planococcus citri (citrus mealybug)
Lineage: Eukaryota; Metazoa; Arthropoda; Insecta; Hemiptera; Pseudococcidae
Product: serine/threonine-protein kinase unc-51-like
Exons: 18
Coding region: 232-2406 (724 amino acids)
Biological process (GO): piecemeal microautophagy of the nucleus; positive regulation of autophagy; autophagosome assembly
Cellular component (GO): phagophore assembly site; phagophore assembly site membrane; cytoplasm
Molecular function (GO): ATP binding; protein serine/threonine kinase activity
Source: RefSeq, a predicted model, not a curated record